Messenger RNA from Spirodela intermedia, 4186 nucleotides. NCBI's taxonomy places the organism in Eukaryota, Viridiplantae, Streptophyta, Magnoliopsida, Alismatales, Araceae. The record is from the annotation of a GenBank genome assembly.
AUGGGUUCUUCGACUCGGAAGGUCCCUCUCUCACUUCUAUGGCUCCUUGUCUGUGCAUUGCUGCAGACCCCCACCUCCGCCAUCAGGAAGGCAAGUAACACCUGGCCUUCCUGGGCUUCUUUUAUUUUGGUCUUCGACUCAUCUCAUCAACCCCUCUACUGACGGGUUUCCUGUUUCUGCAAUGCAGACAUAUGUUGUGUAUAUGGGGGGCCAUCUUCACAACCGGGAAGAGGUGUCCUUGGAACAGGCGGAUGUGGUCACAGCAUCCCACCACGAGUUCCUGGAAUCCUUCGUAGGCAGGUAAUUGAACAUUCAUUUCUCAAUAACAGCCAAAUGGUCUCCCUCCUAACAAGCUCAUUUUUAGUCAGCCUUACCUAACUCUAGGGCAUCGAUUGAUGUUGCAGCAAGGAGAAGGCCCAAGACGCGAUCUUCUACUCCCACUCGAGGCACAUCAAUGGGUUUGCCGCACAUCUAGAGGAGGAGGAGGCGAUGGAGAUAUCUAGUUGAACUCUUCUACCGCUCCCAUCGGUCUCUUUUCCUUGGCAGCUCUAAACUGCGGCCGGCUUAUUAUCCUUCGCUUCUGCUGUUUGUAGAAUCACCGUGAGUCUUGGCCGUGUUACCCAACGAGAUGCACGAGCUACACACGACGCGCUCAUGGGAAUUCCUAGGGCUGGAGAACGAAGGGACUGUCCCUGAGAACUCCAUAUGGAGGAAGGCAAGGCUAGGGGAAGACACAAUCAUUGGGAAUCUUGACACUGGUAAUCCACCCCAACCUCUCCUCACCUCGCUUUUCUUUCCCCGCCUUCUUCCUCUCUCUCUCUCUCUCUCUCUCUCUCUCUCUCUCUCUCUCUCUCUCUCUCUUUCUCUCUCUUCCCUACUGGGUUCGUCACCUGAUUCCGCGCAGGGGUGUGGCCGGAGUCGGCAAGCUUCAACGACGAGGGCUUGGGGCCCAUCCCGUCGAGGUGGAAGGGGGCCUGCGAGAGCAGCCCCAGCGAUCCCAUCCGCUGCAAUAGGUAUGUUCAGCAGCUUUUCAAAACGUUCACCUCGAAAGGUCGUCUCUCCGCUUACUACUCCAUCUUUACCAUAACACGCAACUACCAUCGUCAUCAACACUCCAUCGACCAGUAACGUAUACCCUAACAAUAGAAAGUUUCAAAGGGACAACUUUUAAGAGAUCACUUGUCACCGUCACCGGUUCCGCCAUCGUUUUGCCUCAGUCCAUCUAUCUCUAGGCGUGAUUCAGAUUAUCUAGACAAGGUUGAGGCUUUGAUGUGAUGUUUCAGUAUAACCGUGAAUAAGAUGGACAAUUGCUGUCAUUUCCUUGACCUAGGAAGCUGAUCGGGGCCCGAUUCUUCUACAAGGGAUAUGUAGCCGCCGGUAGAACGUUAAACGCCAGCCAGAUCACCUCCCGCGAUACCGACGGCCACGGCACCCACACCCUUGCCACCUCCGCCGGCCGGUUCGUCCCGGGCGCCAGUCUCUUCGGCUUCGGCAACGGCACCGCCAAGGGCGGGGCGCCCAGCGCCCGGGUGGCGGCAUACAAGGUGUGCUGGGGCUCCACAAACAGCAGCCGCUGCUCCGAGGCCGACAUCCUUGCCGCCAUCGAUCAAGCCAUCGAAGACGGCGUAGACGUGCUCUCGGUGUCCCUCGGUGCGAGUGCCAGUGACUACAUUAAGGAUGGGCUGGCCAUCGGGUCGUUCCACGCCGUGAAAAACGGGAUCACCGUGGUGGCCUCCGGCGGCAAUUCCGGUCCCCGCAAUGGAACGGUAGGGAACGUCGCGCCAUGGUUCCUCACUGUGGGAGCCAGCACGAUGGACCGGGAGUUCAUCUCCUACGCCAUACUCGGAAGCGGGGUACAACUCAAGGUUCGGUCACCCCUCAGAAUCGUCACUCAGUUCUUCGUUCCUCGGUUGUCUUCUCGAAGCUCACUCCACUUCGUCGACUUCUCCAUUCCUGCGUGAUUCCUCCAGGGCCAGAGCCUUUCCGUCUCCAGUCUCCCGGCGAACCAAUCCUAUCCGCUGAUCUGUGGUGCUAAUGCUCAAGCUGCCAAUUCUACCCCCGACGAUGGGUAAGGACGAUCGACCCCGCUUCCUCCAUUGUUGAUCUAGUACUCAUCCGAUUGAAUGAUAUUUCGGUCCUUCUCAGCUGGAUCUGCUCCUUGGGGUCGCUGGAUCCAGAGAAGGUGAAGGGGAAGAUCGUGGCCUGCCGAUUGGGAGAUGUCUCGAACGUGGAGAAAGGCCAGACGGUGCUCCUCGCCGGCGGCGUCGGGGUUAUCAUCACAAACCCUGCCACCCGGGCGAACUAUAUCCCCGCCGACCCUCACGUCCUCCCUGCCGUAGCGUUAUCAUAUGAAGAUAGCCUCACCCUCUACAAUUACAUCAACUCUUUCAUGUGAGUAAUUAUGUCAAUCUUCCAUGCAACCUUCUGCCAUAACCGAGGCCAAGCGGGAAUCGCAUCCCUCACCGAUGUCCCGCCAACCAAACCCCUACCUCUCCCUUUCUCUGUCUAGUCGAUGUCCUAACCUCCUCUAUCUCUCGAAGAAGCAUACACUUGACAACUCGCAACGCACAGCAUAACUUAACGAUCCAAUUUUAGAGGACUGGAAAUACUGAUGUACGCCCACAAUGGACUAGGUUAGCUAGAAUCGCCACAGACUUAUCCAAUUCACGGUAUAUUUCCGGCGAAUCUGUCCAUACUUUGAAUAUCCAACUUGAAUCGGCAUGCAGUUCGUUAAAUCUUCCCAUCCCGGUUUACCGACUUACCUUCAAAGUGUUGGUUUACAUUUCUGAAUUUGAUUGAAGCCGCGUCUAGUUUUUAUUGUUCCUAACUCGGAUGUAACUCCAAAGUGUUGGUUUGCAACCUAUUUAAACAUAAUAACAUUCCUCUUUUCCCCUCAUUUCACAUAUAUUUAUGUUAUUUCGGUAUUAACCAUAGUCUUUCUGUUUUUAAACACGCAUAGACCUCAAAAUUUUCACUCGUUCGCAAAAACCUUUGUUUCAAACUGAACGUAGAGUUGUUAAGCCAAUUAAAUUGACGUCUUAACACUUAUCUUAGGCAGCUUCACCCAGUCGUUUCUUCAAAACAUACGAGUGAUCCACUGACUUGGCUGCAGGAACCCUGUAGCUAGCAUUAUUGCACCAACCACGGUGGUGGGGAGCAAGCCGGCGCCUUUCAUGGCCUACUUCUCAUCCCGAGGGCCCAACCCUGUGAACCCCGAGAUCCUUAAGGUUCUCUUACUUCCUUUAUCUAUCUAUCUCUAUCCUUUCUAUCAGCCUUUCCACAGAAAUGAUUAAAGGGCCCUAGUUAAAAUAAUUUCCCGGUUCUGAUCUGGGCAUUGAAUGGCUUGCAGCCGGAUAUCACUGCUCCAGGUGUGAGCGUUCUCGCUGCCUUCACCGAGGCAGUCGGACCAUCUCGUAACUCCUUCGACAACCGCCGGGUUCGAUUCAACAUAUUGUCGGGAACGUCGAUGUCCUGCCCUCACAUCUCCGGGGUCGCCGGACUCCUCAAAACCCUUCACCCCGACUGGAGCCCGGCGGCGAUCAAAUCCGCGAUCAUGACAACCGGUGAGUUUCGAGUCGGCGCUGAAAGAAAGGUCGCUUAAAUUUUCCAUGACUGAUCUGGAUUUGCUGCUGUCAACUUGGCUGCAGCGACGAUCGAUGAUAACCUUGGGAAGCCCAUACUCGAUUCCUUUUUCUCGACUGCCACCCCGUUCAGCUACGGCAGUGGGCACGUCCGCCCGAACCUGGCCAUGGAUCCCGGCCUUGUCUACGACCUCACGGUGGAGGACUACCUCCUCUUUCUCUGCGCCCUCGGAUACAACUCCAGUCAGGUCGCCACCUUUCACGGGGCGCCCUUCGCGUGUCCGCUGACUCCUCCCCGACUCCUCGACCUCAACUACCCCUCCAUCAGCGUACCACGACUUUCCGCUCCCACGAUCGUCACUAGGAAGGUGAAGAACGUCGCUUCGCCGGCCAAGUACACAGCACAAGUGACUCCGCCCCCCGGUAUCUCGGUAAAGGUGACUCCGGCAAUCCUUAUCUUCAGCAAGUACGGCCAGGAGGAGGCCUUCAGCGUCACGGUGGAGGCGGAGACCGGCGCGAAGGCCGGCACAUCUGUCUUCGGCCGUUUAACAUGGUCGGACGGCGUUCACAACGUCAGAAGCCCCAUCGUCAUUGGCAUCGUAUGA